Messenger RNA from Protobothrops mucrosquamatus (brown spotted pit viper), 1272 nucleotides. RefSeq names its product INSM transcriptional repressor 2 (gene INSM2). Gene Ontology annotation, biological process: neuron differentiation; regulation of cell cycle process; negative regulation of transcription by RNA polymerase II. NCBI's taxonomy places the organism in Eukaryota, Metazoa, Chordata, Lepidosauria, Squamata, Viperidae. The transcript has 2 exons. The coding region runs from base 1 to 1272 and encodes 423 amino acids. Gene Ontology annotation, cellular component: nucleus; transcription repressor complex. The record is from RefSeq and is a predicted model, not a curated record. Gene Ontology annotation, molecular function: RNA polymerase II cis-regulatory region sequence-specific DNA binding; DNA-binding transcription repressor activity, RNA polymerase II-specific.
AUGCCGCGGGGGUUCCUGGUGAAACGGAGCAGGAGGCCGGGGGGCUCCUAUAGGAUGCGCCCCGCAGGCGGACCCUCAGCGCUCCGCCUGGAAGAAGCGCCCCGCCUCGCGACGCCUUUGCCAGAGGCGCCGCCACAGCCCCAGCAGCUGCCUCAGCCCAACUCCCCAGUGAUGGUGAUCUGGGACGCCGGAGGCUCGGACAGCGUAGUCUCCGCCGCAGACGAGCCCAGGCGCUACGCUCCUUCUUCCGUAUCGGCCGAAUCCUCUCCUCUGGGCCCCGCCUUGGCGCUGGCAGAAAAGCUGCCCCUGAUUCCGCGCACUCCGGUGCCUUUGCCGGCGCCGCUCCCCUUGCCGGCUGCCUCGCUUUGCCCGGCUAUCCCGCUCAAGCGCCCCUCCCGAGCGAAGGCGCCGCCGGCCAAGAAGCCCAAGGCCGUGCGCAAGCUGAGCUUUGCCGACGAGGUGACCACAUCGCCCGUGUUGGGGUUGCGGAUCAAAACGGCUUCCGAGGCCGGCGGCGAAGGGAUCCGCGUGGCUCGUCCGACGCUGCUCGGCGAAUUUGUCUGCCAGCUGUGCAAGGAGCCCUACGCCGACCCCUUGGCUCUGGCUCAGCAUCGUUGCUCCCGAAUUGUGCGCGUCGAAUACCGCUGCCCGGAGUGUCACAAAAUCUUCAGCUGCCCGGCCAACCUGGCUUCGCACCGCCGGUGGCACAAGCCGCGCCCGACCACCUCGGCCGGUCCCACCCGGGACAAAGAAAACAGUCGCGGGGAGGCCGGCCGCGAUCAGCACCACGGCUCGGCGGACAGCUCCUGCUGCCGGGACCAGCCGGCUCCUCGUGCCUCCCAGCUGGGUCCGGGCAGCGAAGCUACCGUCUACUUUUGCCCUUAUUGCCACAAGUCUUUCCGGCGCCAGGCAUACCUGCGCAAACACCUGGGCACCCACCAGGCUGGCAUUGCCAGCUUUGCCAGCAACUCACCGUCUCACCCACUCCCGCAACAGAUCGCUUUUUCCUGUCAUUUGUGCGGGGCGCAUUUCCCGUCGGCGGACAUCCGAGACAAGCAUCGGGUAUGGCACACGGUGCGUGAGGAAUUGCUUCUGCCCCUGGGGCAGCCCGAGGGCAGCGCUAACCACGGCGAGCAGCAGAUCUUUUCCUGCAAACACUGUCCCUCGACUUUCUUCAGCUCGCCUGGUCUUACCCGACACAUCAACAAGUGCCACCCUUCGGAGAACAGGCAGGUGCUUCUGUUGCAGAUGUCCGUCAGGCCGGGCUGCUAG